This is a messenger RNA of Saccostrea cuccullata (small rock oyster), 3496 nucleotides long. RefSeq lists its product as uncharacterized. Bases 517 to 2925 code for a protein of 802 amino acids. Lineage: Eukaryota; Metazoa; Mollusca; Bivalvia; Ostreida; Ostreidae. The transcript is spliced from 5 exons. The record is from RefSeq and is a predicted model, not a curated record.
UAAUACAUGUACAUGUUUCACUAGUCAAAAAGAUCGCAGAAAUAUAUUUCUUCAAUGUGCAAAUCCAUGACUUUUUAAAAAAAAAAAAAUACAAUUGCACUCGCCAUAAAAAUACAUUUGGAAUUAAAAUCGAGAUCGUGCUCCGCACCUAUAACAAUCUUCAACGGAAGGAGGAAAGAAAUGUGGCUGAAAAACGUGAUGAUUCAAGGACAACUUUCAGACAACUCGGACAAGCUAUCAAGUUAUUUCGGACAAGAUGACAACAUUCAGUUGGUUGAGUACUGACAAAGUUCUCAGAGGUUUUGUAUAUGCUGGGAGUGUCAAGGAGAAUGGGUUUCCAAGCACACUUUCUACUCACAUCAAGAGACUAUCACAAAAAAUUUUUCAUCUGCAUUCAAGCCAAGAUUUGACCUGUCCAUAGAUGUGUACCAACAGAAGAGGUAUCAGCAGCCACUCUAUGAGGGUUCGACUACUACUGUAUUGGACGCAGUGACCAAGCACCUGUAUACCUUUUCUAUGAACCAUGGGAUGUCCAAGACAGCACUUUCCGACACUCUUCAGUGUGAAAAGUCAUCCUUGCCACAACCAAAUUAUCUGCCUGGGACAUACAAGGAGGCAAAGACAUUUAUUUCUCCAUUCCUUAUCCCGCUGGAAAAAUAUGAUGCAUGUGUGAAUGACUGUAUUGUUUAUCGGGAUUCUGGAGCCCUUCUUUACUCAGAUCUAAGUGACUGUCCGGUUUGUAGUGAGCCCAGAAAGAGCAGGAAAAUCUUUACAUACAUGCCACUUGGACCAAGGCUAGCAAGAUGGUAUGAAACGCCAAACCUAUGCAGACUUCUGUAUGCAGAGAAACUUCAAGUAAGAAGAGAUGGCAUUCUUGGUGACUUCACAGAUGGUGAACUUUUCAAAUCAUGGUUCGAACCUGGAGAGAUCUUUGAAAAUAAGAAUCCAGAGUCAUGUGUGCCACUCUCGUUGUUUACGGAUGGUGUGAAUCCAAACAAGAACAGUGCUUGUCAAAAGUCCAUGUGGCCCAUCAUGUUGACAUGGAUUACUUUGCCCCCAUCAAUCCGACAAUUACUUGGACCAAUGCUCCUUAUGGGAAUCAUACCAAGUGGUGUAAAUGGCAGCGAACCAAAGUCAUUGGAUCCAUACCUAUCCAUCGUGGUAGAUGAACUUUUAACUCUAACAGAGUUCCCAGUGUAUGAUUCUUACCGCUCAGCUCCAACGACAGUUAAAGUGGCCCUACUGCAGUAUUUGUGUGACAUACCAGCCUAUUCCAAGGUGAUGCAUUUGACCGGCCAUGCAAGUUUGAGAUCUUGUCCGUACUGUAGAGAAACAGGACAUUAUUGUAAGCACUUGAGGAAGACGAUUCACAUUUCAAACAGACAGUUUCUUCCCUUUGGUCAUCCUCUGAGGAGUGCCAGUGGAUUUGCCAUAGAUGGACAAGAAGAAAGAAGCAAACCAAGUCCUUAUACUCAGGAGGAGGAGAACAGAAUGCGCACCCAGUAUGAAUUGAAACCAAACAAAACACAGAAAGCAAACCAACAGAAGUCAACAGGGUUGAAAGGAAAUUAUAUUCUACAGCAGCUUCCUUACCAUGACAGGAUGAGACAAAUGUCACCAGAUGGGAUGCAUACCUUGGCAGACUUUAUUAGUCAUCUGAUGGAAAUGCUAGUUGGUAAGCAGAAUACACAAAAAGUUAUGUCCUGCGAAAAGAGUUUUGGUCGCUUUGAUGAAGUAUGGAAAAGUGCUGCCGAGGAGCAAGCCAGUAUUGAUCGCCCAAAAAAGAAGAAGAAAAGAAAUGUUGAAAGUGAACAGACAUUAGUUGAUUCAACACCAUGGUCACUCUCGAAGGAGCAGAUUAAAACUGCAGACGAAAGAGCUUCCUCCAUAGUGUACAGCCACUCACAUGAAAUCACCCCUGGGCCACAUUUUACCAAGCUCUGGACCUUAAGGACAAUGAAUGCCAAACUACAGUUUGUCACCUCUGGGGCUUUUGAAUGGUGCAUCAAAGAUCUUCUUCCUAUUUCUCAAGAAAGAACUCUGGAACACAUCUGCGGUGUUAUAAGAAGAAUUGUGUCACCCAAGUUGACCGUUCUGGACAUUGCCCAGCUCCAGGCAGACACACAUGAAGCGCUAUCACUUCUAGAGAGAGAUUUUCCUUUGGCAAUUCAGAACCUUACUACUCAUCUCAUUCACCACAUUGUGGAUGAUUUGGCAAACUACGGACCCAUGUAUGGUCGAUGGUUGUUUCCUUAUGAAAGGGCUAAUGGAUGGGUGACAAGACAGUGUCUAAGGAAGGGAAUGGAAGAAUCCACAGUCAUGGAAACAUAUGUGAUCUACGACUGGUGUGUAUAUAUGAUACUGAGUGGAAGGUUCAACCCUUGCGACCUGUCCACCAAUGAAAAGACCCUUGUAAAAACUAGUCAGCAGAUCAUGGAACAGAUGAGAGAUGGAUUCAGUGUUUCUUCUCAAGAAAACCACACAAAGAAGAAUACCACAUCCCAAAUCACACCAGAAAUGAGACAGUUCAUGAUGAACUUUUAUCUUCUAAACCUCAAGUUGAGCACAGUGCAGUUUUCAUCCGAAGUGACAGAGAACUAUUCAACACUGGACAUUACAGAUGAUUGUGGCCGACAGAUCCGCUAUAUUGGAACUAGAUUCAAGGGACGCAGAGAACCGUCAAUCGUGAAACUUCCUGGAAGUGGCGGACUUCUGUUUGGACGAAUAUGUUUUUUUCUUGAACAUGUAUUGUGUGGAGCAGUCCAAAACUGGGUUAUUGUAGAUGUGUAUCCAAUUGCUGAAAAAGUUGGAAAGUAUUUCCUCUUCCAGGAAAGUGUACUUGGACAGCAGCUUUUCCAUGUAAGUGUCAUCAGCAGACCUCUUGUUCAUGUGAAAGACCGUGGUGUCUGGAUUAUCAAUGCUUAGUGGGAUACAUGACUGUUUAUGUUCAUAUGAUGUCUUUGCUUUCAGGGAGAUAUGUGAAUACAAAUAAUACGUCUUGAGACUCUAUAUUAUGGUGUAUGGUAUAUUGUUUGCAAGAAUUCUUGUACAGAGAAAAUGAACCAAAGUUACCAAACACAAAGUUACACUCUUGUUUAAUUUUCAAACUCAGAUUUAUGCUUAUAGAAGAAAGUACCUUGAAAUUCGUUCAAGAUUUUUCCCCUUCAUUUUCAUGUUUUUAGACCACAUUUUUUUUGUAUGCAUUUUAUUGAUAUUUUAACAAAAUUGAGAAAUGAAAUGUAAGAGUCCUUUUUUCCAAUUCAGCAUUUAACUACUUUAUAAGAUACAGUCAAAUAAGAACAGCAUUCUCAGAUAUCUUAAAUGUUGUUUGUAGAAAGUAAAGAAAUUUGUCUCCAAUCCAUGAUCAUGAUGUGUUACCUGUUAAAUGUAUAAUUAUGUUUGUUAUCAUGACUAUUUGAAUGUUGAUGUUUUGUUUUGUACUCAAUGAAACUGAAUUCCCAAUUUUGAUACUGCAAUAAAAGAAAUUUACUGAUAA